This is a messenger RNA of Pipistrellus nathusii (Nathusius's pipistrelle), 1476 nucleotides long. NCBI's taxonomy places the organism in Eukaryota, Metazoa, Chordata, Mammalia, Chiroptera, Vespertilionidae. The record is from the annotation of a GenBank genome assembly.
AUGGUGUUUGGUGAGUUCUUCCAUCGCCCUGGAUCAGACGAGGAACUUGUCAACUUGAACGUGGGGGGCUUCAAGCAGUCCGUGGACCAGAGCACCCUCCGGCGCUUCCCGCACACCAGACUCGGGAAGCUGCUCACCUGCCACUCGGAAGAGGCCAUCCUGGAGCUGUGCGAUGACUACAGCGUGGCUGACAAAGAGUACUACUUCGACCGGAACCCCUCCUUGUUCCAGUACGUGCUGAAUUUCUACUACACGGGGAAGCUGCACGUCAUGGAGGAGCUGUGCGUGUUCUCCUUCUGCCAGGAGAUCGAGUACUGGGGCAUCAACGAGCUCUUCAUCGACUCCUGCUGCAGCAAUCGCUACCAGGAGCGCAAGGAGGAGACCCAUGAGAAGGACUGGGACCAGAAGAGCAACGACGUGAGCACCGACUCGUCCUUCGAAGAGUCGUCUCUGUUCGAGAAGGAGCUGGAGAAGUUUGACAAGCUGCGAAUGGGCCAGCUCCGGAAGAAGAUCUGGAUCCGCAUGGAAAACCCAGCCUCUUGCCUGUCCGCCAAGCUCAUCGCCAUCUCUUCCCUGAGUGUGGUGCUGGCCUCCAUCGUGGCCAUGUGUAUUCACAGCAUGUCCGAGUUCCAGAACGAGGAUGGGGAGGUGGACGACCCGGUGCUGGAAGGGGUGGAGAUUGCCUGCAUUGCUUGGUUCACCAGCGAGCUCGCCAUCCGGCUCAUGGCUGCUCCCUGUCAGAAGAAAUUCUGGAAACACCCUCUGAACAUCAUCGACUUCGUGUCCAUCAUUCCCUUCUACGCCACGUUGGCCGUAGACACCAAGGAGGAAGAGAGUGAGGACAUUGAGAACAUGGGCAAGGUGGUCCAGAUCCUCAGGCUGAUGAGGAUUUUCCGAAUCCUCAAACUUGCCCGGCACUCCGUAGGCCUUCGGUCUCUGGGUGCCACGCUGAGGCACAGCUACCACGAGGUUGGGCUGCUGCUGCUCUUCCUCUCCGUGGGCAUCUCCAUCUUCUCUGUGCUCAUCUACUCGGUGGAGAAAGACGACGACACGUCCAGCCUCAGCAGCAUCCCCAUCUGCUGGUGGUGGGCCACCAUCAGCAUGACGACUGUGGGCUACGGAGACACCCACCCGGUCACCGUGCCCGGGAAGCUGAUUGCCAGCACCUGCAUCAUCUGCGGCAUCUUGGUGGUGGCCCUGCCCAUCACCAUCAUCUUCAACAAGUUCUCCAAGUACUACCAGAAGCAAAAGGACAUUGACGUGGACCCGUGCAGCGAGGACCCGCAGGAGAAGGGGCGUGAGCUCCCUUACUUUAACAUCAGGGACAUCUAUGCCCAGCAGAUGCAGGCCUUCAUCAGCAGUCUCUCUCCUGUGGGAAUUGUGGUGGCGGAUCCUGACUCCACAGAUGCCUCAAGCAUUGAAGAUGAGGAGGAUGUGUAUAACAUGGUGUCCUUGGAGAACUGCACAGCCAAAUGA